AAAAUCAAUUCCAAAAGCCUGCUUCCUAUCUUAAGACCCCACCAUUUCAAAUUCACACUCCGGACUCGGUUUUCUUUCUCAUUAGUCAUAGUUCGACUCCAAACCUUUGAAACAUAAGAAAGAUCAAGAAGAAGAACUAGUCGUCCCAACCAUGGAUGCCGAAGCUUCAUCGUUCGAGACCAGCGAGGUGCUGGCUAAUUUCUUGGCCUCCACGCCAUUGCUACCGGAGUCAUGGAGGCUAUGCAGCAUCGCCAACACCACUGCGCCAGGCAGUUUUGUAACGGAGCAAGUGGGACAUGUAGGGUUUAUUGCCUUUUCCGGCAUCCAGUUGCCUGCAAGCUCGGAACCCAGCUGGAGAAACUUGGUGCCAUUGGAGAGCGCUGGCAACGGGACCAUGUUCUCUCAACUGCACCGCCACAAUGGAGGCCAGGAGCCAGUCAUGGUGCACGCAGGGAUGCUGCAAAUCUUUCUUUCUAUGCAUAAUUCUCCAAGUUUCAAAGACCAGAUUUCGGCAGUAAGCGAGAAAAGCAAGUCAAUUAUCGUGACAGGCCAUUCCAUGGGAGGAACAACUGCAUCUCUCUGCACUCUCUGGCUCCUCUCCCACCUCCAAUCUGUGUCCUCUCCUUUAACAGUUCUAUGCAUUACAUUUGGCUCUCCAUUGCUUGGCAAUGGUUCCCUUUCCCGAGCCAUCCUGCGAGAAAGAUGGGGUGGCAACUUCUGUCACGUAGUCUCAAAGCACGACAUCAUGCCGAGACUGCUGUUUGCUCCUCUAGCACCGCUCACUCCUCUCCUGCAUUUCCUUCUGCAAUAUUGGCACUUGUCCAUGAUGACUCCUCCUCCCUUUGGCGAGCCUUCCCAAUUGCGCAACGAAGAUAAAGCUGAGCUCUUUCGCUUUGUCUUGUUUCAUCUGGGAGUGUUAGCCCAGGCAGGAGAAGAGACGAGUUUGUUCUGGCCCUUGGGAAGCUACUUGUUUUGUUCCGAGGAGGGAGCAAUUUGUGUGGAUAAGGCUGUUUCUGUUACCAAGAUGAUGCAUUUGAUGCUUAUGAACAGUACUCCGAGUAGUAGUAUUGAGGAUCAUCUCAACUACGGAGAUUAUGUUGGAAAAGCUUCUGUGCAGUUCAUGAACCAGAGAGGCUUCAUGCAAGCGGAUCUUCCUGAGUCAAGCUAUGAAGCAGGGGUUGCUUUGGCGUUGCACUCCUUAGGGAUAGAGCAAUCAGUUGCCGGACCUGCUAAGGACUGCCUAAAGAUAGCUAGGCCGAGGCGGAUGGAUCGCACACCGUACCUGAAGAGUGCGGAGCUGGCUAUUCGCUUAUCAAAAUAUGCACCUUACAGGGCUGAGAUAGAAUGGUAUAAAGUAUUUUGCGACAAGUCUGAAAAUAAAAUGGGGUACUACGAUUGCUUCAAGCUGUGGGGAUCAAUAUCAAACUCAAAAAGGGAGCCCAGGGUAAACUUGAACCGGAUCAAGCUUUCCAAGUUCUGGGACGAUGUUAUCUCUAUGCUGGAUACCAACCAACUUCCUCAUGAUUUUAAUCGGCGAGCCAAAUGGGUCAAUUCUUCCCAGUCUUACAAACUCCUGGUCGAGCCUUUGGAUAUUGCAGAAUACUAUGGGAAACGUAGGCAUCUUGAACAGGGCCAUUACUUGAAGCAUGGAAGGGAGAGGAGGUACGAGAUUUUUGAUAGGUGGUGGAGCGAGAAAGAGAGAAAUUCUGGUGAGGGUGUAAACACUAAGAGGAGCAAAUUCGCGGGCUUGACUCAAGAUUCAUGCUUUUGGGCGAGGGUGGAGGAAGCAAGGGAGUGGCUUGAGAAUGUUAAAAGUGAAAGCGAUAUGAGAAAAGCUUCUUUCUUGUGGGAGAAUAUUGAGGCAUUUGAAACGUAUGCAAGAGAGUUGGUGGAGAGUAAGCAGGUCUCUGUAGACGUUCUGGCAGAGAAUUCAAGCUAUAGUUUGUGGAUGGUGGAAUACAGAGCACUGAAAUCAAAGGUGCUAUCUCCCCAGUCUAUACUCCAUGGCCCUUCUAGUGCAUUUUGAAACAAUGGCUUAUUAUUGUUUCUUCUGUAAACGACUUGUGUUUAUUUGGUUGCAAAAUCUUAUACAUUGGUAUUCCAGAAAA
Messenger RNA from Juglans microcarpa x Juglans regia, 2108 nucleotides. Its product is annotated as lipase-like PAD4. Bases 152 to 2026 code for a protein of 624 amino acids. NCBI's taxonomy places the organism in Eukaryota, Viridiplantae, Streptophyta, Magnoliopsida, Fagales, Juglandaceae. The record is from RefSeq and is a predicted model, not a curated record. The transcript has 4 exons. Gene Ontology annotation, biological process: lipid metabolic process.